CCUCUCGUGCCCCGCUGAUCUCUCCAGAGUCCCGCGGCUGGGGGUGUCGACUUUCCGCCACAGGCGGCCGGUGCUGCGCUAGGUCCUAGCCCUCCCCCCGGCCCCCACCCCCCGGCCCCUCCUUCCAUCGCUGUGGUCGGGUAGCGCCUGGCGGGCGGCCUGCGGGCGGGCCGUCCUCUCAGCCGUAGCCCACCCCCUCUUAAAGCCGCGGCGGGAAGAUGAGGUUUCGUGAGCCGUUCCUGGGCGGCAGCGCCGCGAUGCCGGGCGCGACCCUGCAGCGGGCCUGCCGCCUGCUCGUGGCGGUCUGCGCGCUGCACCUUGGCGUCACCCUGGUCUAUUACCUCUCCGGUCGCGAUCUGAGCCGCCUGCCCCAACUGGUCGGAGUCUCCUCUUCACUGCAAGGCGGCACGAACGGCGCCGCCGCCAGCAAGCAGCCCUCGGGAGAGCUCCGGCCCCGGGGCGCGCGGCCGCCGCCUCCUUUAGGCGUCUCCCCGAAGCCUCGCCCGGGUUCUGACUCCAGCCCUGAUGCGGCUUCUGGCCCCGGCCUGAAGAGCAACUUGACUUCGGUGCCAAUGCCCACCAGCACUGGAUUGUUGACUCUGCCUGCUUGCCCUGAGGAGUCCCCGCUGCUCGUUGGCCCCAUGGUGAUUGACUUUAAUAUUCCUGUGGAUCUGGAGCUUUUGGCAAAGAAGAACCCAGAGAUAAAGAUGGGCGGCCGUUACUUCCCCAAGGACUGUAUCUCCCCUCACAAGGUGGCCAUCAUUAUCCCAUUCCGUAACCGGCAGGAGCACCUCAAAUACUGGCUGUAUUAUUUGCAUCCAGUCCUUCAGCGCCAGCAACUCGACUAUGGCAUCUACGUCAUCAAUCAGGCUGGAGACACCAUGUUUAAUCGAGCUAAGCUGCUCAACGUUGGCUUUCAAGAGGCCUUGAAAGACUAUGACUACAACUGCUUUGUGUUCAGUGAUGUGGACCUCAUUCCAAUGGAUGACCAUAAUGCCUACAGGUGCUUUUCACAGCCACGGCAUAUUUCUGUCGCAAUGGACAAGUUCGGGUUUAGCCUGCCUUACGUUCAGUAUUUUGGAGGUGUCUCCGCUCUCAGUAAACAACAGUUCCUUACCAUCAAUGGAUUUCCUAAUAAUUACUGGGGCUGGGGAGGAGAAGAUGAUGACAUUUUUAACAGAUUAGUUCAUAAAGGCAUGUCUAUAUCACGCCCAAAUGCUGUGGUAGGCAGGUGUCGCAUGAUCCGGCACUCAAGAGACAAGAAAAAUGAGCCCAACCCUCAGAGGUUUGACCGGAUCGCACAUACAAAGGAAACGAUGCGCCUUGAUGGUUUGAACUCACUUACCUACCAGGUGUUGGACAUACAGAGAUACCCGUUAUAUACCAAAAUCACAGUGGACAUCGGGACACCAAGAUAGCAUUUUGGUACAAAUAAGAGACCCGAGGAUGGCCAGAGACCUCAGAUGUGUGUCUCUGCCAGUCGACUGGGCUGGUCCCUCUCAUUUGUUCAGUCUGAAUGAUAGUUCUCCUUCCUUACCAUUCAGACAUCUUUCCAGAUGCCCAGGGUGAAUGUCACGUUUACCCACAACCUGGCUCGGCACUGGGUGAAAUUCUACAAGGUGUUUAUCAGUGUAAAAACGGUCAGCCUUUGGAGAGGUUUCUUGGACACGUCACCCCCAAAGAGUCGGAACUGUGCCCAGCUCCAACCUUAGUGACUGUGGGUCAUAGUCCCAGUGCUGAAACUGCUGAAGUGUGACAUGGGUAAGAGCUUUGCUUUAGUCGGCGAUGUCCACACUUCAUGACCAAUGGAGGCUGCUGCUGGAUUCGGAUUCACAAGAUAUUCUUGCAUAUUUUUUUAUACAAAAAAUCAAAAUUUCAAUCAGUCUCGUGUUCUGUCCCUUUCCUAUGUCCUCUCACCGGUAUGCAACUAUUACAAUCACUGCGUGUGCGUCUUUUCUUAGCAAAAGAGUUUUAAAACUUGAGCCUGGAGCUUGGUGUCCUGUGAGUGUGGCUGCCGAGGCCUUGCCCUCAGAGCAGGGGCCGGGACACUCACUUCCGUGACCCGUCUCCAGAUCCCUGUCUGAUUUCUGAAUGUAAAGAGGUUUUUUGUGGUUGUUGUUUUGUUUUGUUUUUGUUUUUAGAAGCAGUUUGUAGUAUUUUAAAGAAUAAAUCAAGUUUUGAUUAUGCUAUAGGUUGAUUUUUGUGUUGAUCCAAAUUGGAAUAGCUAUUGAGUGUUUUAAGUCGUGACUUUAUUUUUCUGGGCAUGCUAUAUAAACUUGAAUUUCCUAUGUA
Rattus norvegicus (Norway rat) is the source of this 2292-nucleotide messenger RNA. It is a transcript of the gene B4galt1, whose product is annotated as beta-1,4-galactosyltransferase 1. NCBI's taxonomy places the organism in Eukaryota, Metazoa, Chordata, Mammalia, Rodentia, Muridae. Gene Ontology annotation, molecular function: lactose synthase activity; beta-N-acetylglucosaminylglycopeptide beta-1,4-galactosyltransferase activity; N-acetyllactosamine synthase activity. The record is from RefSeq and is marked validated. The transcript is spliced from 6 exons. Gene Ontology annotation, cellular component: filopodium; Golgi cisterna membrane; extracellular region. Bases 219 to 1418 code for a protein of 399 amino acids.